UGUACAAGCGAGUCUUCUGUGAUGUUCACUUGUCGCGGUAGCUAAAAUGGCGUCGGGUGCCAUUUCGGUGGAGUCGAAGAAAAUUGGAGAUUUGCGUGUUAUUGAUUUGAAAACAGAGCUCAAGCGAAGAAAUUUUGAUGUCACUGGGGUGAAAAAUGUUCUUAUCGCCAGAUUGAAGCAGGCAAUUGAGGACGAAGGGGGCGAUCCUGACAACAUUGAAAUUCCCAUCUCUGCUGACACACCAACCCGCAAGGGUGCUAAACCCAAAGGAAAGAAAGUGGACUCCGACACGGACAACCCUACCGAAGAGGAAGCCUUCAGCAAGGAGACGGAAGAGGAAGAGUCAGAGAAAGAUGUUACUGAUACCGAUGACGGUACUCGUGACAAUUCUAAAGCGCUACCCAGCGAAGACGGCCUCCCAGAGGCGGCCGAUAACGCAGAGGAGAUGGAAAGCGAAACCCCCGCCGCUGGCGGCUCUCAAGAGGCCGAGGCCGAGCCGGAGACAGAACCCGAGCCUGAGCCGGAGGCCGAGCCUGAGGCCGACGCAGACGAUGAUAACAUAUCCGUCACUAUCCAGGCCGAAGACGCCAUCACCCUUGACGUGGAUGGCGAUGACCUGCUGGAGACAGGUAAACAUGUGAGACUUCCAGAUGCCGAGGCAGACAAGGGCAGCGACGAGCUGGAGCCCGCUAGCCAGACGAGCCGCCAUCAUGAGGAAGAGGCCAAGGCCGAGGCGGCCAAGGACGGCCACAAGGAUGGCAAGAAGGACGACGGGCCUAAGCAAGACUCCUCCGGCAAGAAGGAGAGCAGGGAGACCUCGAAGAAAGCCGAAACAGGAGGAGACAAAGAGAAGGAUUCUGGGAAGAAAGGCCCCUCGUCCACUGGGGUCGCAGGUCAAGUUAAGAGCUCCUCCAAGGACAAGGAUGGCAAAGCUCCCAAGGAUGAGAAAGGGGGAGCCAGUGGGAGCGGGACUAGUAGCUCCACUCGCAACCUGUGGGUGAGCGGCCUGUCCUCCAACACCAAGGCAGCCGACCUCAAGAACCUCUUUGGCAAAUACGGCAAGGUGUUCAGUGCUAAGGUAGUGACCAAUGCCCGCAGUCCUGGUUCCAAGUGCUAUGGUCUGGUCACCAUGUCGUCCAGCGCGGAGGUGUCCAGGUGCAUCUCUCACCUGGACCGCACGGAGCUGCACGGGCAGCAGAUCUCCGUGGAGAGGGUGAAGAGUGAUCCGUUCAAGAAGGAGGGUGAAGACAAGAGCAGCUCGGGGAAAACCUCUGGAGACAAGCGCACUGCCACGGGCACUAAGGCCACCAGCAAGACCCAGACAUCGACUAAGAAGGAUGAGAAGAAGUCGUCUGACAAGCCGUCUGAGAAGGACAGUAAGGACGUCUCUAAGAAGCAGGACUCCAAGAGUGGCAAAUCAGACGCACCCUCCUCCAGCUCCACGGCCGACGCCUCCAAGAAGGACGACAAGAAGAAACACGGAGCCAAGAGCCCCAGUAAGAUGGUGGUGAUUGACCAGGCCAAAGGGGAGAGUUUCAACAUGAGGCCGCCCAUGAGACGCGGACGCUUUGACAAGCCUGGUGGCUUCCCCAACAUGGCGGGGCGUCGGCCCAGAUGGUUCAUCCCUCCUGAGAUGGAGAUGAUGAAGAACAAGGGCCGUAUGUUCCCGGGGGGGAAGGUGGCCACUAACGACAUCCUGCCCUUCGACAAGAUGAAGGAGCAGAAGAUGAGGGAGAGACUCGUCAGACUGGAGCGCUUCCACAGGGCCAUGGAGCUGCGCAGGCGGCGUGAGAUGGCGGAGCGCGAGAGGCGAGAGCGUGAGCGCAUGCGUCUGCUGAGAGAGAGGGAGGAGAGGGAGAACCUCCUGAGAGAGAGACAGCGUCUGGAGGUGGAGAGACAGAAACUGGAGCGAGAACGCAUGGAGAGGGAGAGGCUGGAGAGGGAGAGGAUCCGCAUUGAACAGGAGCGGCGUAAGGAGGCGGAGCGUCUGGCCCGUGAGAGGGAGGAGUUAAGGCGGCAGCAGGAGCAGCUCCGUUACGAACAGGAGAAGAGAAACAACCUGAAGAGGAGCAGAGACGUGGACAACAGGAGGGACGACCCAUACUGGAAUGGCAGUAAGAAAGUGGCUCCAGAGCCGGAGGGCAGGAUGAAUCAGGGUUCUGACUACAACCGUCAGCAGAACCGCUUCAACGACUUCACACCACGAGACCGCAAUCGCUACCCAGAAUCCUCUGCUUCCCAACCCAACACUUUUGACAGACGUGGCCGUUUUGACAGUGACUCUGAUGCUAAGAAGAGUCGCCCUGCACAGCGGCGUGAGGGGUCAGGGUUCGAGCGCUACCCUAAGACCUUCGACCCCGUGAGGCGACCGGAGCCGCCACCCCCUCCUCAGCGGGCGGAGAUGCGUGACGGAGAUCGCCGCGGCGACCAGCGACGCACAGUCACGCUCCCGGACAGGCCCGCCCCCGGACGAGCCCCGCCCCCUCCCAACCUCUCCCACACCCGCUCCCCACGAGAGCCGGCGCACACACACACACACUCGCACACACACACACACUCCGGCUGGAAGAACGACGGAGGGAUGAGCUCCACCAAGGGGGACAUGCGCGGAGCGGUGCGUAUGCGUCCAGAGCGUUCGGGGAGAGACGGUCCAGGUGGCAUCCCCAUCAGAGGCGCCUCUUCAGCCAGCAGGGGCAGGAGCAGCUUCAGCAGCAGGGACUCCAGUGCACCCAUGGGGAUGGAGGAUCAGCACUUUAGCGGAGGCCGGCAGGUGGUUGUUGAGCGCCACGGACGUGACCCCGCCCCCCGGAAGGACUGGGGCGGAGCCUCUCAUGGUGGGGGACACUCCUCCAGCUUCAGCGAUGGGCGAAGGAUGGCCGACAGCCACACACACACACGGCCUGGCAUGAUGGCCCCCCACUCCAGUCAUUCCUCUACCGGCAUGAAUCGGAUUGUGCAGAUCACCAACUCUUCCCUGUCGCCUGGUAACGGCGGCGGCUUCAAGUCCUUCAAAGGAGCCCCGCGCCGCUUCUAGAAGAACGAAGAACGCCGCCCCGAUCCACCCCAACGCUGAACUCCACCUCUGUUCCACGCAGUCUUUUAUACAAACUGAAGAUGAACCUUUUCUUUGUUUUUUAAAAGAUGGGGAUUUUGCUGUUUUUAAGGUGGGAAUUUGGGCAGUAGGUUCUUGUACAGAGUUGUGUGUUCAUUUUUUUGUGUUAUUUUUGUUAUUUUUAAUUUCCUUUAAUUUUGUUUUGUGUAAAUGUAGAGGCAGAUACCCUGUGAGUAGAGAACUCCCAUCUUCUGCUGUCAUGUGAACAUCAACCCCGGUGCACAAACACUGACUUGGUUUUUUUUUUUCUUCCGGAAGACGCCUGUACAGCUUUAGUUUUCCUAACGAGUGUUUGUGUGGUUUCCAAACUGCCCCCAGACCGUCGUGUGUGUGAGUGCGUGUGUGAGUGCGUGUGUGAGUGCGUGUGUGAGUGCGUGUGUGUGUGUGUGUGUGUGCGUACGUUAGAGAGAGAGUGUGACUGUGGUCGUUCCCUGAUUCUGCUGACCUGUCUCCAUAAGCUGCUUUUUGGUCACACUUGGGGGUUGAUAUUAAACUAUUCAACUUGUA
This is a messenger RNA of Clupea harengus (Atlantic herring), 3619 nucleotides long. Its product is annotated as SAFB-like, transcription modulator. Bases 47 to 3034 code for a protein of 995 amino acids. The transcript is spliced from 21 exons. Gene Ontology annotation, molecular function: sequence-specific DNA binding; RNA binding. Gene Ontology annotation, biological process: regulation of mRNA processing; regulation of transcription by RNA polymerase II. NCBI's taxonomy places the organism in Eukaryota, Metazoa, Chordata, Actinopteri, Clupeiformes, Clupeidae. The record is from RefSeq and is a predicted model, not a curated record. Gene Ontology annotation, cellular component: nucleus.